Messenger RNA from Nannospalax galili (Upper Galilee mountains blind mole rat), 3910 nucleotides. It is a transcript of the gene Esr1, whose product is annotated as estrogen receptor 1. Gene Ontology annotation, cellular component: nucleus. NCBI's taxonomy places the organism in Eukaryota, Metazoa, Chordata, Mammalia, Rodentia, Spalacidae. Gene Ontology annotation, biological process: steroid hormone receptor signaling pathway; regulation of DNA-templated transcription. The record is from RefSeq and is a predicted model, not a curated record. The coding region runs from base 214 to 1986 and encodes 590 amino acids. Gene Ontology annotation, molecular function: sequence-specific DNA binding; zinc ion binding; nuclear estrogen receptor activity. The transcript has 9 exons.
CACACACGCUCUGCCUCGACCACACAGGGAGCCACUGGAACAUGCGAUAACAUUCCUUGCUUCCUUCUCCCAGUCUCGGCCUUUGACUUCUGCAAAUCCAUGGGAUAUUUCUGUAAAGACCCUCUUGAACCAGCAGGGUGGCCCCUCGGCUGCUGAGUCCUUGGUGGCGCGGGGAGACAGCCUGCACCUUGCCCGCGGCCACUGGUCCUGACCAUGACCCUUCACGCCAAAGCCUCGGGAAUGGCCUUGCUCCAUCAGAUCCAAGGCAAAGAGCUGGAGUCCCUCAGCCGCCAGCAGCUCAAGAUGCCCCUGGAGCGGGCCAUGGGCGAGGUGUACGUGGACAGCAGCAAGCCCGCGGUGUUCAACUACCCUGAGGGCGCAGCCUACGACUUCAACGCAGCUGCCGCCUCCGCGCCGGUCUACGGCCAGCCGGGCCUCACCUACGGCCCUGGGUCCGAGGCUGCGGCGUUCAGUGCCAAUAGCCUGGGGGGCUUCCCCCAGCUCAACAGCGUGUCGCCCAACCCGCUGAUGCUGCUGCACCCGCCGCCGCAGCUGUCGCCCUUCCUGCACCCGCACGGCCAGCAGGUGCCCUACUACCUGGAGAAUGAGCCCAGCGGCUACUCUGUGCGUGAUGCGGGUCCGCCUGCGUUCUACAGGUCCAACUCAGAUAACCGACGCCAGAGUGGCCGAGAGAGACUGUCUGGCAGCAAUGAGAAGGGGAGCAUGGAGUCAGCCAAGGAGACACGUUACUGUGCAGUGUGCAAUGACUAUGCAUCAGGCUACCAUUAUGGGGUGUGGUCCUGUGAGGGCUGCAAGGCUUUCUUCAAGAGAAGUAUUCAAGGGCAUAACGACUACAUGUGUCCAGCUACUAACCAGUGCACUAUCGACAAGAACAGGAGGAAAAGCUGCCAGGCCUGCCGGCUGCGCAAAUGCUACGAAGUGGGCAUGAUGAAAGGUGGGAUACGGAAAGACAGAAGAGGGGGGAGAAUGUUGAAACACAAGCGUCAGAGAGAUGACUUGGAAGGCAGAAACGAAAUGGGGCCCUCAGGCAACAUGAGAGCAGCCAACCUUUGGCCGAGCCCGCUCAUGAUCAAGCACACUAAGAAGACCAGCCCAGCCUUGUCCUUGACAGCAGAUCAGAUGGUCAGUGCCUUGUUGGAUGCUGAACCCCCCUUAAUCUAUUCUGAGUAUGAUCCUUCUAGACCCUUCAGUGAAGCUUCGAUGAUGGGCUUAUUGACCAAUCUGGCAGACAGGGAGCUGGUUCAUAUGAUCAACUGGGCGAAGCGAGUGCCAGGCUUUGGGGACUUAAACCUGCAUGAUCAGGUCCACCUUCUGGAAUGUGCCUGGCUAGAGAUUCUGAUGAUUGGUCUUGUCUGGCGCUCCAUGGAACACCCAGGGAAGCUCCUGUUCGCUCCCAACUUGCUCUUGGACAGGAAUCAAGGUAAAUGUGUAGAGGGCUUGGUGGAGCUCUUCGACAUGUUGCUGGCGACGUCGUCUCAGUUCCGUAUGAUGAAUCUUCAGGGAGAGGAGUUUGUGUGCCUCAAAUCUAUCAUUUUGCUUAAUUCUGGAGUGUACACAUUUCUGUCUAGCACCCUUAAGUCCCUGGAAGAGAAAGACCACAUCCACCGGGUCUUGGAUAAGAUCACAGACACCUUGAUUCAUCUGAUGGCCAAAGCAGGCCUGACUCUGCAGCAGCAGCACCGUCGCCUGGCCCAGCUCCUGCUCAUCCUCUCCCACAUCCGGCAUAUGAGUAACAAAGGCAUGGAACAUCUGUACAACAUGAAGUGCAAGAACAUCGUUCCCCUCUAUGACUUGUUGCUGGAGAUGCUGGAUGCCCACCGUCUGCACACUCCGACAAGCCGCAUGGGAGUCCCCUCAGAGGAGCCCAGCCAGAGCCAGCUGACCACUACCAGUUCGACUUCAGCACAUUCCUUGCAAACUUACUACAUCCCCCAGGAAGCAGAGGGUUUCCCCAGCACAAUCUGAGAGCUUCUGGGCUCCCCCCAAAGUUCUGAGAAUCCCUGCAGCAUUUUACUCAUGUCAUGCAUCACUUUAGCAGAAUUAUGUCUCCUGCGUAUACUCUGGCAUGCAUCUACCACCAGUGGCUUUCCAAUAUGAGUGGACACUCAUUUGCUUGCUCAGUUCCUAGUGGCACGUCUUCUGUUGGGAACAGCCAAAAAGGAUUCCAGGGCUAAAUCUUGGUAACAGCUCUCCUUCCCCCUUUGCUACAUUACUAAGAAUGAGGAUUCCUAUAGCUCUUCAUGACUGAACUCAGCCAAUGAGAGGACUGCAUUAAAGCUUCUUGUUGAGACCCAAGCCUGGAGAGUAGACAUUUCACCACUGAUAAAUGCUUUGUAAUGUCUCCAAGAAAAGCCUCAGGAAAGAAUUUAAAGUGGCUCCUUUAAUUGAAGCCCUAGGGAAAGGCAGCUCAAGGGCUCCUGAUAGCAUGCUCUUGUAUAUUCCUGUAGCAGAAUGUCACUUUAUUAAAGUGAUAUCAUGAUCAUUUUGACCCAAUGGCUGCAGCACAAGAUUUGGUGAUUCUCCAUUCAUUUCCCCUAUAGGAAUACAAAAUUCACACAGGGAGGGAACCGCCCCAGUGGUUAAGACCAUGUCGCUUUAAUGCACUGCAUCUUCAGGCUUCUGAAAUCUCAACUGCUUAGCACUACACACACGUCAUGAGUUUCACAUAAUUCUUGCUUCCCGUGGCCUGUGGAGAUCAACAAGUGGAUAUCAGUUAUGUUGCCCCUACACAGACCAGUCUCCCCUCAAGAGGGAUAAGUUCUAAGGUUUGUUUAGCUUUGUUUUGUUUUUGUUUUUAUUUUCAUUUUCAUUUUAGAAAAGAAAACCCUCUACCCCUGGGACUUGAGGCAACAGCAACCUGUGACUUGCUCUGGUGGGUCUCACAUUCAUCGGCAGAGGGUGCUCUACUUGGCUCUUCUUUGGUGUGAAUUGCCCUCAGUUGUUCCCAUAUAGAGAAAUCAAGGGCAGUUACAAGGAGCAGGCACCCCGGUGAUACAUAUUGUUUCACUUUGCUGUUUAUUGUUGGGGGAUGGGGCCCAAUAGUAGCUGUGUAUGAUAACUGUGACUCCUAGAGAACAGGAGAGAAAGUCGGGGGAAAACGGGAGAAACGUGAGACAGGUGCAGUGUGGUGGCCACAGCCUGGAGCUUCCCAGGGGUGCACUUCACAGCACCCCAUAAUGCACAGCGGGGCUGCCCUGGUAUCCCAGGGGUAAUUUGCCUCAUCUUUAUUUCCAGUGCAGUCUGAAUUGGAAGAGGCAGCAGUAGACCGGUUCCUGCAGUUGGUCAGGAGGUGGGGCAGGAAGCAGAGGAGCACUCAUGAUUCAGGCUGCUGCUCAGACUCUGGUGUCAUUAGUGACUCAGAGCUCAUCCCAAAACCAGUUAGUGCAGCCUUGGGAAGAAAAAAUCCCUCCCUCUCCGUAGCUCAUGCUCCUAAAGUUCAUAAACCAGGAGACUGAGACCAGAAUUGGGCCACAAAAAUCCUUUGGCCAGUGGAUUGAUAAAGAAAGGCUCACCCUGAUCACAGAGCCACCUUUCCCUGAGGCCUCGACCUUUCAGUGCAAUUAAGGGGUUAUUUUCUUUCCUUAACCAAAAUGGAAGUUUGUUUUCCUUCCCUGGCAUCAUGGUCUAUAAUUCAGACUCCACUGAGAUGUGAUAUGUUAGCCAACAACCCAAAUGAGUGGCUGGGCUUCUCUUGGUAUGUCCUGUUACGGAGUGCUGGGUACUAUUGAUUUCUGGUCUCUCGAUUAAGUGACUGCCAAAUAACUGGGAAACUGGGCAGGCCCCAAAUUUUUAAAAAAUCCAUUUUUUUCACAUAUGUGCAUCAAAUUUUGAGGUAAUUUUAUGAAUUUACAUUAAGAAUGUGUUUAGGAGCAUAUUUCUUUUGUUUGUG